CAAGGAAACGCGCACGCUGGACGCAUCGCUCCGAGAUUUACAAACAACCCAACCUGUCUCGCGCACCGUUAUUCACAGCAUCCGUCGCAGAAAUAAACGUCCUUUGACCGAUGUAUGCGAUGUAACAAAACAGAGGGAGAGCAAUAUAAGGACUGAAAUCAGAAAUACGCCUCGCCAGCGCUUGAUAUACACAGUAGUCAGUCAUGCCGCUGGUGAAGAGGAGUAUCGAGCCCAAGCACCUGUGUCGAGGGGCUCUUCCUGAUGGAGUGCCCAGUGAAUUAGAGUGCGUCACCAACAGCACACUGGCAGCCAUCAUUAAACAACUGGGCAGCCUGAGCCGACACGCGGAGGACAUCUUCGGAGAGCUGUUUAAUGAAGCCAACAGUUUCUACAUGCGUAUGAAUAACCUGCAGGAGAGAGUGGACCUGCUGGCCAUCAAAGUCACCCAGCUGGACUCCACUGUGGAAGAGGUUUCUCUUCAAGACAUCAAUAUGAGGAAGGCCUUCAAGAGCUCCACCAUUCAGGAUCAACAGGUGGUUUCCAGGAACUCCAUCCCUAACCCUGUCCUGGAGCUUUACCAUCGUGGAGACAAACCACCUCCUCUUAAUAUUCUCAGCCCAUACAGAGAUGACAAGAAAGACGCAUUGAAGUUCUACACUGACCCCUCCUACUUCUUCAUCCUCUGGAGAGAGAAAAUGCUGCAAGCCACAGAGGACAAGCGAAAAGAAAAGAGAAGACAGAAGACCAGCGGCUCAGGCCAGACUCACUCAGACCAGACUAAGUCCCACUCCAGGCAGGCCCUUCUCAGAAGCCCCCUCCUGUCCUCCGAGCAGCAGAAACAGGUGGAGGAUCCCAGCCGUGAGGUGAAGAAGGUUCGCAAGGCUCGCAAUCGCAGACAGGAGUGGAAUGUAAUGGCGUAUGAUAAGGAGUUUCGCCCAGACGCCCGCUUCACGCCUUCUCCAUACCAUGGCAUGUCAUCUGAGGGCUCGCUGUCCCCAGACAACAGGUCGGUUGCGUCAGACAUGGGUGAGCACUCUUACCCAGGCAGCCCGAGUCACCCGGCUCAGCAGAUGGCAGUAAGCAGUGCCUAUUCUGCUGCCGAUGGUAAAGAACACCUCAUGGCCCCCUCUCAUGUCCAAACUCAGUCUCUGGACCGUGGCUACCGGCCUGCACCUUCCUCCGCUGCUCCACCUGGAAGACAGACUAUUGGCCGAGUUCAGACCUCUCAUGGUCAGCCAAUCACAGACCCUGCUCUCAACGGGCCACGCCCACUACAGACUAAAGACUACAGUGGUCAGCAGUCUCAGCAUCGGGAGUAUUUUGUUCCUCCAGCUCCUCCUCCACCACCUCCACUCAUUCCCUCAGCCCAGACUGCCUUUGACAGUCCCACAGGCCCCUCCUCUGCUCCGGCCAGUGCCAUGCCUUCUCUGUCCCAGACCUAUAGCCAGUCUCCUCCGACUCCUGCUCUCCCUGCCUCCUAUACCCCUUCCCCAACCCAUCCUCCUCCCGCAGCCCCUCCACCACCUCCACCCGGGCCACCCGCACACCCUCACCCACACCCCAUGCCAGCUGCCUCUGUGGAAGCGCCGGUUGUGCCCAGGAAGGGUCAGGUUCCUCUCAUCCCUAUGAGCGACGCUCGCAGCGACCUGCUGGCGGCCAUCAGACGAGGGAUCCAGCUGCGUAAAGUGCAGGAACAGAGGGAACAGGAAGCGAAAAAGGAGCCAGUCGGAAAUGAUGUGGCCACUAUAUUAUCGCGUCGCAUCGCAGUGGAGUACAGCGAAUCUGAUGAAGACUCGGAGCUGGACGAAAACGAGUGGUCAGACUGAGACAACAAAUAACAGCAUAGAGGAAUAAAAAAAAAAAGAAGUAAGCGUUAUACUGUAGGUUUCAGAGAACACAAUUAUCACAACUAAUGUAGCAUGCCGAUUGUCUGUCUGCACUAAUAAAAUACGGGGGGAAAAGGGCUGCGUAACCACAAACUUUCCAAUUUUAGAUCAUGCGUCUAAAAUGGAAGCCUUGACAGUGAAGUUUAAUGAGAGUUUUGACCCCAUUGAACUACGUCUGUUAGAGAUGGGCUCGUGUGCGCAGCUGAGACUAUUCAUCACUUUCUCACAGUGUGGUGAUCCUACCAUCUGUCCUCUCUCAAUAACCUUACAACACGACCUUAUAAUUAUAUGACCAGUCAGCUGGAUGAUCAUGCAAUGCCAAUUUUAGUCAGAAACGUAUUUGAGGCAGAUGUACUAAACAUUUUUUUUAUGUUCAAGACUACCGUUUUGACCUCUGGAAUGCAUGUUGUACCAAGCAUCAAGCUGAUUGUUGAAAUUAAAAUCGCAAGAGCAAUAUUCCUGAGCGAUUUAAUAAGGCAGAGCACAAAUUCACAGUUAAUGUUUACUCAAAAUUUUGUAAAUGAAGUUAUUAAUGUUUAUGUUGGUAAGAUCCCAGCUGGUUAAAGGAACACUCCACUUUUUUGCAAGUAGGCUAAUUUUACAACUCCCCUAGAGUUGAGUGUUACUCUUUUUGAAUCCGUUCAUCUGAUCUCCGGGGGUAUUGGGAGCAAUUUUAGCUUAGCUUAGCAUAUAUAAUUGAAUCGAAUUAGACCAUUAGCAUCUCGCUUAAAAAAGUUUUGAUAAUUUUUCUUUUUAAAGCGUGACACUUCUGUAGUUACAUUGUGUACUAGGCCAAUAUGACUAGAAACUAUACUCUCUCAAUCUCCAUAAUACCAUUGCGCCCAAAGUCUCUUUAAGGCAAGUCAUUUCACUCAGCAGCCAUCUUUGAAAUGCCUUUCGGGCAGAAUGCUCAGGCAUUCUGUCUGAAUAGGGAAACAUUAAAUUCUCCAAAAACUAUUAGCCAAGCUUACAAUUGCAUUACAUAUUUGGAAUCAACAAUAAAAUUAAACAUCUGUCUCACAAGUUUUGUUUCUAAACAUUCGAAUCAAACAAAAUUGGCAUAUUUUCAGGUUGCACAAGCUAAUGCGCACUCGAAAUAAACGAGAUCACGACACCAACCUCCUUUCUGGCCGUUCCACACAUUAUUAUCCUCUGGAUAAUGCUUCGCCUGAUAGCACUGCUCUUCUGAAGUAAUCCACAACUUGAUCUUGAUGACGAAUCUCUUCCAGAAAUGAAAGCGACUCUUUAUUUGUGGGCAUUUGAAUAGUUGAAUAGUCAUGUGACGUGCGUUUGACAGGACUGACUGUACCUCACUUUUGUUUUUUACAGAUUACAAAACCAGAAAACUUUUAUUGUCAAGUGCACUAGGUUAAUUUAAAAGCACCGAUUUCAAGCUUCAUCUGGAUAUGUUUCUUUUCUCUCUGAAGCAAGUAUUCGAUGAGAUUCCACUGUGUUUGUUGACCACCAAACUGUCGUGAAAUCAAGCGUCUGAUCUGAGCUUCACCCCGGAGAAACGUCAGUCUAUAGCAAUCGAUGAUUGGCUCCUGUACUAUUAGGCGGGGCUUCAUUCGUCAUAUUGACCGUUACACUUUUCCUCAUUCCAACCUAUACGAGUGACAUGUCUUGUGUAUUCUAUAGUCUUUGUUGCGCCUGCUGCAGUCAUGGUACAGCAGCAAAGUUCCUAGAUUAUUACGCCAGAAUAAGUAUAGUGCCUAUAAAUAGUCAUUUUGAUUUUCUGUCUGUCUUAGUACACGAUGUAUCUACAAAAGAGUAAAGCAUUAUAUAGGAGUAUUAUCACAACUUUUUGGUUGUUUUUGAACAAAAUGCUAAUGGUAGGGCUGGGUGAUUAAUCAAAAAAAAAUAUCGAAAUCGACAUUUAGAAUCUAUAAUUAAUCUAAUUUUCUAUGCACAAUUUUAUUGAAUAUUUUCCCUACUGUUUGUAGAGUCAUGUGACCCCGCUCUGUUAAGGCUGAUUUAUACUGAUUUUUAUCGAGAGCACGCAUAUGGUCCAGCGCAGACUUCGUGCGGUUGCAUAUCCAUGCACAUCUCAAAAAUGUAACUACAUGUUGCGAAGACUCAUAUCGCAAGCUCUGUGAUGGGUCGGUUUGGUAGCGUUGACACGCAUGGGUGGCGCGGAGAGCCGCGAGACAGCAGAGAGCCGGUUGAAGCGAGUUUUUACAAGUGUGAAGUCCUGUGGAGGAGCUGUUUUGUGUUUACCUUAUGAUUAAAGUUGUUGCACGUCCGCCUGUUCUCUUACUGAGCGAGUUUAAGCUUCUUUUCCCCGUAAAGAAAGUCGGAAGUGUUAUUUGCAGAGCAACACAAACAGCACGCUGAAGUAUAUCAAUGCAUGGCUGCCAUCACUCGAUGCAGAUGUAUAAAUCAGCCUUUAAAGUCUGAGGCUGAUUUAUUCUUCUGCGGCCACUUUGCUGCCACAACUGAUCUCUGGUCUAGUAAGAUGAUGGACCCAUUCUUGAACCUUACUUUGCACUAAAUUGACGAUGAUUGGAAGCUGCGCCAGAGAUGCCUCGAGACGGCAUAUUUUCCAUUACAUUCAAAUGAUUAUUAACAUUAAAAUAUUUGUUUACAGAAGAUACAAGAAAUGCCCUGUUUAAAAUAUUAUUUACAGGAUAUUAAAAAGUUAUUUUAUUUACAAGAGAUAUUGCUUAUUUUUUACUUUUAUUAUGAAAAGCACUGAAAAUAAAUCAUUUUGUAUCCAAAAGUGCAAGUUAUUUAUUUUCACCUUUUUAUAAGAAAAAGGUUUUAGGCAAUGUGUGCUUUAAUUUCAGUUGUUCAGUGUUGAUGUUCAAUAAAUAAUCAUAGAUAGUUGAUAGUGUGUGUUUCCUUUAAUUAUUUUAAAAUGAAUAAUGCACCCUUCAUUCAAAAAUCUCUCCCUUGUAAUAUGUGAGCAUAUAUACAA
This is a messenger RNA of Danio aesculapii, 4803 nucleotides long. RefSeq lists its product as uncharacterized. Lineage: Eukaryota; Metazoa; Chordata; Actinopteri; Cypriniformes; Danionidae. Gene Ontology annotation, cellular component: SCAR complex; cytoskeleton. Bases 204 to 1826 code for a protein of 540 amino acids. Gene Ontology annotation, biological process: actin cytoskeleton organization; positive regulation of Arp2/3 complex-mediated actin nucleation. The record is from RefSeq and is a predicted model, not a curated record. The transcript has 10 exons. Gene Ontology annotation, molecular function: actin binding; Arp2/3 complex binding; protein kinase A regulatory subunit binding.